This is a messenger RNA of Mercenaria mercenaria, 513 nucleotides long. RefSeq lists its product as uncharacterized. The record is from RefSeq and is a predicted model, not a curated record. Bases 1 to 513 code for a protein of 170 amino acids. The transcript is spliced from 9 exons. NCBI's taxonomy places the organism in Eukaryota, Metazoa, Mollusca, Bivalvia, Venerida, Veneridae.
AUGGAGAAUGGUUUACUGUACAGAAUUCUGCUGAUUGCAGCUCUUACGGGAACACAUGGAGGUGCAACAAGUACUAGUGAGACUCUCGGACCAACUACAGGUUUGCCAACAACUACUUCAACAGACAAUGAAGUUACGGUGAGUUUUGAAAUAGCUGCAAACUACGCAUUGGUAAACGAAAACAAUUAUUUACCUACAAUUGUGAGUGGAGUGGAACAAUACUUAGGAAUUGAUGAACAGUAUAUAACAACACCUGCUCAAGCUUAUGAAACUGACGAAGGUCUUGUUGGUAUCAGUUUUGGUUUAGCUGAAAACACCCCAAAUAUAGGAGUCAUAACAAACAACAUCGGUACUUUAAGCAUACCGGUAGGAUUGGAUACAAUUUCAGUUGUUCCAGGGUCGAUUCUAAUCGUAUAUCCAACAGCAACUACUUCGACUACUGAUGCAGUUACAGGUGCAACAAGUACUAGUGAGACUCUCGGACCAACUACAGCAACAAUUUUCGACUACUGA